AUGGAAGACUCGUAUCAUUUCAGUGAGUUCAGUUUCAAUGCUAUUGAAGACAAUUCGAGUUCAUCCAACGAUAUAUUCUGGGCUACUGAGGGACUAAAUGAAGUGAAAAUGGUUAAAUUUUCAGGAGCAGAACAUUGGGGAGAAUCAAGGGGAAUUGACUCACUUUGUUCUAAUUUUGGGUUCUUCCCAGAUGGUCCAUCAGAAGAAGGGUACCUUCUAUCCACUAAUGAACAAAAUUAUCAUCUUCAACCAUCAUAUCAUGAUUAUUCUCAAUUUGAUAACCUACACUUUGACAUGGUAUCUUCACCACUCCAAUUUCAUAAACAAUAUCAACCCAUGGCUUCACUUUGUCACCCAAAAAAGGAAAAGCCACACUCAACUACUUCUUUAGCUUCACUAGAGAUUUUGAAGAACUAUGGAAAGGGCUUCAGGAGGUUAUGUAAUGAAGGGAAGAAAACCCUUCAGCCAGUUGAUGGUUUGGUUGCAGUCACAAAUGAGAAAAAGCUCUCAACUGAAGACGUUAUGAAGGUAGCUGGAACAAGGUUCAUUCAAUCUUCAUCUUCAGAGUCACAAGAAGGUUUUAAAUUCUUGGACACUCACCCUUUUGGUUUUUCUUUCUCUGGUCUCUCUGAUGAAGAGAAAGAGGAUGUGGCACUUGCUGAGUCCCUCUUGGCUUCUGCUGAGAAAGUUGGGUAUCAACAAUUUGAGCGUGCUAGCAAAUUGCUGAGUCAUUGUGAAUCAUUGGCUUCCAAGACUGGGAACCCUGUUAAGCGUGUGGUUCAUUAUUUUGCUGAAGCACUUCGCCAGAGAAUAGAUAGAGAAACAGGAAGAGUUUCAUCGAAAGAUUUACAAAAACUUGAGUUAUUUGAUCCUGAAAAGGCAGCUAAGGAACUAAACCCAACUAUUGUUGCAUUUUAUGAAGAUCUUCCUUUUUGUCAAAUUGCAGUGUUCACUUCAAUCCAAGCUAUAAUAGACAAUGUAGCUGAUGCAAAAAAGAUUCAUGUUAUUGAUCUUGAAAUCAGAAAGGGUGGCCAAUGGACAAUCCUAAUGAAAGCCCUUGAGUCAAGACAUGAAUGUCCAAUUGAGCUUCUAAAGAUAACAGCUGUUGAAAGUGGAACCACUUCAAAACAUAUAGUUGAGGACACUGGUAAGAGAUUGAAGGAUUUUGCACAAUGCUUGAACAUACCCUUCUAUUUCAAUGUAGUUAUGGUACCAGACAUGUUGCAUCUUAAAGAAGAGCAGUUUGACAUAGAUCCUGAGGAAACAAUUGCAGUUUACUCUCAGUGUGCACUUAGAAUCAAUAUUCAACAUUCAAAGCAGCUUGAAACCCUCAUGAGGGUGAUUAGAACCAUAAAUCCUAAUGUGAUGGUGGUAAUUGAAAUUGAAGCAAACCACAAUUCUACAUCUUUUGUGAACCGUUUCAUUGAGGCCCUUUUCUUCUUUAGUGCAUUUUUUGAUUGUCUUGAGACUUGUAUGAAAGGGGAUGAGAAAAACCGAAUGAUUAUGGAGUCAAUGUACUUCAAUCAUGGAAUCAGGAAUAUUGUGGCCGAAGAAGGAGAAGAAAGAAAGACCAGAAAUGUGAAGGUUGAUGUGUGGAGGGCCUUUUUCUCACGCUAUGGAAUGGUGGAGACAGAGUUGAGCUCUUUAUCUUUAUACCAAGCAGAUUUGGUUGCUAAAAGAUUUCCCUGUGCAAGGUUUUGCACACUCAAUAUGAAUGGGCGUUGCCUUCUUAUUGGAUGGAAAGGAACACCAAUUAGCUCUGUCUCUGUUUGGAAAUUCCUUUGA
This is a messenger RNA of Abrus precatorius (Indian licorice), 1785 nucleotides long. RefSeq names its product DELLA protein RGL1-like. Gene Ontology annotation, cellular component: nucleus. The transcript has a single exon. Gene Ontology annotation, biological process: regulation of DNA-templated transcription. Gene Ontology annotation, molecular function: sequence-specific DNA binding; DNA-binding transcription factor activity. The record is from RefSeq and is a predicted model, not a curated record. Lineage: Eukaryota; Viridiplantae; Streptophyta; Magnoliopsida; Fabales; Fabaceae. Bases 1 to 1785 code for a protein of 594 amino acids.